Molecule: messenger RNA, 1051 nt
Organism: Physcomitrium patens
Lineage: Eukaryota; Viridiplantae; Streptophyta; Bryopsida; Funariales; Funariaceae
Product: small ribosomal subunit protein eS4x
Biological process (GO): translation
Cellular component (GO): ribosome; cytosolic small ribosomal subunit
Molecular function (GO): structural constituent of ribosome; RNA binding
Source: RefSeq, a predicted model, not a curated record
AACGAUAGUUUGCUAGUGAUGAAUGAAUUUUGCAGUUGUGGGGCUAUAGGGGGAGACGAAUUGCAUUAGGGGUUUCUCUUUCAGUCUUGUUGGUGCAAGGCCUUGAUUGCUCUGCCGUGCCGUUGCUGUGCUGUGCCAGCCUCUCCGAUCGCCAUGGCUCGUGGUUUGAAGAAGCAUCUGAAGAGGCUCAAUGCGCCCAAGCAUUGGAUGCUUGACAAGUUGGGUGGUGCCUUCGCCCCCAAGCCCUCUCCUGGACCCCACAAGGAGCGGGAAUGUCUGCCAUUGGUGGUUAUGUUGAGGAACAGGCUGAAGUAUGCAUUGACCUACCGAGAAGUAGUAGCCAUUGUCAUGCAGCGCCUCAUCUCUAUUGAUGGCAAGGUCCGCACUGACAAAUGCUACCCUGCAGGUUUCAUGGAUGUCAUCUCUAUUGCCAAGACCAACGAGAAUUUCCGUCUGUUGUAUGAUAAUAAGGGUCGUUUUACCCUUCACCACAUCAGUGCUGAAGAAGCCAAGUACAAGCUUUGCAAAGUGAGGGCUGCUCAGUUCGGAGACAAGGGUGUUCCCCAUGUCACCACCUUCGAUGGUCGCACCAUCAGGUACCCAGACCCUCUCAUCAAGGCUAACGACACAGUGAAGAUCAACCUUGAGACAGGAAAGGUUGUUGAGUUCAUUAAGUUCGACAUUGGUAAUAUUGUGAUGGUUACCGGUGGGCGAAACAGAGGGCGUAUUGGUGUCAUCCAUCAUCGUGAGAAGCACAAAGGUAGUUUCGACAUCAUUCAUGUGACAGAUGCCAUAGGAAACCAGUUUGCCACACGGAUGGGUAAUGUGUUCACCAUUGGACAGGGCACAAAGCCUUGGAUCACUCUUCCCCGUGGAAAGGGUAUCAAGCUCAGCAUUGUGGAGGAGGCCAAGAAGCGCAAGGCUACCGAAAAGCAAGCUGCUUAGAUUGUAUCAGUUGGCUUUUCUUGCAAUUUUGGUAAUUGCUUGUGUAGGUCGCUUUCUUUAUGCCUUGGAAGAAGUAAAAAAUUUAUGCUUUUUAUUUAUAAUUCAA